Molecule: messenger RNA, 1685 nt
Organism: Moneuplotes crassus
Lineage: Eukaryota; Ciliophora; Spirotrichea; Euplotida; Euplotidae
Source: the annotation of a GenBank genome assembly
AUGUCAACAACAGGAAAGCGGAAGCUAGAUGAAGCAGAUAUCGAUCCCACUAACGAACCAUUUAGCAAAAAGAGCAAAGGAAGUCCAGCCAAGGAUUCUAAAGAGAGCCUGAAGGGGGAUCUAGAGGUUGCUGUGCCCAAGAUGACCCCUGAAGAGAGGAAGCUUGUCAACCAACUAUUCAAAUUCCCUAUAAUCAGUGCAGAUACCACUUGCAACAUCUGAGAAGUGGAUAUUAGCAAGAGCGUCAAGAUUGUAGACACAGAAUAUUCCAAUAUCCUGAAGACCCCUGUAGGGGAAAAAGAAGUUCCCUUUAUCUAUUGCUUAGAAUGCCUCAAAAAGGGGAAGGAGAAGAAUGGCCACAAAAAGACUAAUUGCUACACAGUCAUAGACAAGUUGGACUUCCCUCUGUUUGAUGAGAACUGGACCGCCCAAGAGGACAUCACACUUCUCAAAGGUAUCUCUCUGUGAGGGAUUGAUAACUGGCACCAAAUUUCUGAAAAUCUGAGUCUAAAGAAUCCAAAUGAUUGAGAGGCGCAUUUUUACUCAUAUUACUAUAAAUCCAUUGACAACCCAAUGCCAGCAAUAGAAGAAGUAAUAACAAAAAUCCGUGGGGAUGACUUCAAGCCAGUCCUGAACACCGAAAUUAUAGAUACAAACAAGGCAAAGAAGGCAGCAUUCCAAGAAGAAAAGAAGAAGAAUGGCCCUAAGCACCAAGAGGAAAGGUCCAAGGAGUCUAAAAAGAGCGAAAAUAUUGAUGAUCCUGCUAAGAAGCAAGAUAACCCAAUCAGUGAUGUCAGGUCCCUGGUCGGCUACAUGCCCAAAAGAGGAGACUUUGACAAUGAAUAUGACGAAGAAGCGGAGACUCGAAUCUGCGAAAUGGAGUUCCUAGAAGAUGACACUGAUGAAGAAAAAGAACUCAAGUUCAAAGUCCUCGAAUAUUAUAACGCUAGGCUUGAUGAACGUAUAAGGCGUAAGAAGUUCGUCAUCGACAGAGGCCUCCUUGAUAUUAAGAAGAUCCAGAAGCAAGAGAAGAAGCUUUCAAAGGAAGAAAGAGACAUUAUCAAUUGCAUGAAGCCAUUUGCACGAUUCUCUUCAAAACAAGAUCAUGAGAAGAGAGUCACUAACAUGUUAAAAGAGUAUAAACUCCGUACCCUAAUCAAUCAGCUUAAGACCUUCAAAUCCUUAGGCCUCAAAAGCCUAUCUGAAAUCGAAAAGCACAUCGAGGAAAAAUAAAAAAGACAAGAAAAACGAUGACUCAAAGGAUGAAGAGACGCUUUCCUUCAUCAAAAACCAGAAGAAUUACUCACAAGUAGAGAAUCUCAGUAAGCGGAGACGGGCACUCCAACUCGCUAAAGAGAUCCAAGAGAGCAAGGAGUUCUCCCAACUUAACGAGGAGGAAAAAUAACCUAGUGACCAAAAUCAAUUUGAUGCCUGAAAAAUACCUCCAAUUAAAAGACAAAAUCAUCCAAGAGCACAAAAAGUCAGGAAAAGUAGAAGAGACCUUCAUCAACCAAGCGACAAAGGAAGUAGGAGGAGUAAUUAACCCUCAGCAAACAAUCGUGGUGUACAGCUAUUGAGUUAACAAAGUAUUCAAGGAUGAACAGUAAAGUUUAAGGAACCCAAACUUCGAGAAAUAAUCAAAAUAUCCAGUUUUUACAAGAAUUUUAUAAAAAAUUUCAAUUCUG